UUUCCUACAGCUUUCCUUCACACAAAAGGUCGCUUAUCCUCUUUAACUCACCGAGUCGACUCACUCUUCGAUUUUCAUCCCUCACCGGAAAAAAAACAAAUAACUCACACAAACUUCUCACAACCCGAUCAGAAUAUUUUAAUGGUUCAGUUGAUGAAAAUCACCAAAGAUUCGCCGGAAUCUCCGUUACAGCAACCUGGAUUAAUGACGCCGGUGAAGAGAGAGUUCAUUGAUGAGUCAACUCAGUUUGAUGAUCAUGAUCAUCAUAUUUCGUUAAUCAAACGACCCAAGUAUCAAGAAUUGGGGAUUGGUGAUUUUGCUGUAUCACCAGCACAGUUUAAUCCGUUAGACGAACCAAGCCCGUUAGGGUUACGGCUCCGAAAGAGUCCAUCUUUGUUGGAUUUGAUUCAAAUGAGGCUUGCAGAAGGAAGUGCAUUUGCAAAGAUGGAAUCUGAUGGUAAAAAGGGAAGCAAAAGUACCGGUGUUACUGCUGGUACGGAUAAGCUAAAGGCUUCAAACUUUCCAGCAUCGGUUCUCAAGAUCGGUACCUGGGAGUAUAAAUCAAGAUAUGAAGGGGACUUGGUGGCUAAGUGCUACUUUGCGAAGCAUAAGCUGGUAUGGGAGGUUCUUGAUGGCGGUUUAAAGAACAAGAUUGAAAUUCAGUGGUCUGACAUUAUGGCUAUAAAGGCAACUUACCCUGAUGAUGGCCCCGGUACUCUCGAUGUAGUGCUAACCAGACAGCCUCUGUUCUUCCGAGAGACAAAUCCGCAGCCCCGAAAACACACAUUAUGGCAAGCAACCGCGGAUUUUACAGGCGGAGAAGCUAGCCUGCACAGGCGUCAUUAUCUACAAUGUCCGCAAGGGUUAUUAGGCAAGCAUUUCGAGAAGCUGAUUCAAUGCGACCCCCGUCUUAAUUUUCUGAGUCAGCAACCAGAGAUAGAACUGGAGUCCCCAUAUUUUGAACCCAGGAAGUCGGUCUUUGAUGAGCCAAAUGAAUCUAAGGAAUAUGAUUUAAGCAAAGAAGGACGACCGGGGCCCACCAUCUUCGACGUACAGAGAACCGCUUCAUCAUCCGGAGGCCAAUCUUCAUCUAGGAGUGACUUGCAUGAUCCGUCUGGUAGACCCGCUGAGUUCUCUCGCGAAGCACCUUCACCGAGCUCAGUGAUGGACAUGUCAGCGAUUGAAGGAAUCCGACGAGCUGGAACCGAGGGAAUGAAAGAUCUUAGCCGUUGGGAUCAAAUCAAAGUCCCUGGGAUACAGCCAUCAAUGUCGAUGAGUGAUUUGGUAAAUCACAUCGAAAACAGAAUCACCGAACAAAGAACGGCAGGCAACCACCCUCUUUCCCAUGAAGAACAAGAAAGCCUUGAGAUUCUAGAAGACAUUUCCCAGUACUUAUUCAACGACAGUCAAUACGGGUCAACCACUUCAGAUGAAAAGUCCAUACUGUCAAAAGUCAACUCUCUUUGCUGCCUGUUACAGAAGGACCCCACUACAUUUCAAGAUCUCGAGCCCAAAACUGACCGUAACGGUUCGACGCUUGGUUCAGGCCCAGUAGGUGAAGGUGGUUUGGCGGUUGAGGGUGAAGGUGGUGCGGUGGUCGAGGACGAAAAGGGAAACGGGAUGUCUAGAAACGACUCGGUUUCUGACUUGUUGCUUAACCUUCCAAGGAUAGCAUCUUUGCCACAGUUCUUUUUUCAACAUCUAGAUUGAGUUUGGAGACUGAGGUGAGGUAAGGGUAGUUUUGUAACUUCACAUUUUCUUAAUAUGGUUUGAUGAAGUGUACUUAAGUAGUUAGUUGUUAAUGUAUGUCAUAAGAAGUCCAGGGUGGGUUGUGGUAUAUGUUUGGUGGGUUGUAUUUUGCGUCUUGUUUUGGACCUUAUGAUCAUGUAAAUAUGGCGUCGUUGACUUGUACUCUAUGCGCUAAAACUUGCAAGAUUGUUUUGGGUUUGUUGA
Messenger RNA from Helianthus annuus (common sunflower), 1953 nucleotides. RefSeq lists its product as uncharacterized. The record is from RefSeq and is a predicted model, not a curated record. The coding region runs from base 142 to 1710 and encodes 522 amino acids. Lineage: Eukaryota; Viridiplantae; Streptophyta; Magnoliopsida; Asterales; Asteraceae. The transcript is spliced from 6 exons.